AUGCUGGGAAAAGACUUUGUUCCAUCCUGUUUUGUUGACACGCUCUUCAUUUUAAGCCCGAAACCCAAGCUUCCUGCGAAGAAUUCAAAUCAGGGAGGGGAGCGCAGCCCUGAUACAGCCGCCACUCCCUCUGCGCGGGGCUCCCCGCGUCCUCGCCCCCAGCUCUCAAGGGGUCCGAGCAGCUCCCACUUCACAGUAAAGCACCCGAAGCCCCGAGCUGCUGACAAGAUGCCCAGAGGCACACAGGUACUAAGGGCUCGGUCUGGGACCUGUGGCCGGGUCCCUCUUGAGAAUCCUGGCUCUUCUGACUACAUCCCGGGCACAGAGCGGGGCCUUGUUCGCUGGCUUGGAGGAAAACGCUCCUGUUCAUCGGCCAUGGCUGGUCCACCAGUGCCAUGA
Molecule: messenger RNA, 399 nt
Organism: Pipistrellus nathusii (Nathusius's pipistrelle)
Lineage: Eukaryota; Metazoa; Chordata; Mammalia; Chiroptera; Vespertilionidae
Source: the annotation of a GenBank genome assembly